Drosophila erecta is the source of this 1184-nucleotide messenger RNA. RefSeq lists its product as uncharacterized. Gene Ontology annotation, biological process: protein insertion into mitochondrial inner membrane from matrix; inner mitochondrial membrane organization. Lineage: Eukaryota; Metazoa; Arthropoda; Insecta; Diptera; Drosophilidae. The record is from RefSeq and is a predicted model, not a curated record. Gene Ontology annotation, molecular function: ribosome binding. The coding region runs from base 87 to 1004 and encodes 305 amino acids. Gene Ontology annotation, cellular component: mitochondrial inner membrane. The transcript has a single exon.
AAGUGCUGACGCUCACAUGUAUUCCGUUCAAUUUGAAUAUUCCGGCUCCUUAAAUUGACAAAAUUCAAAACAAAUUAAACUAUGGAAUGAUGAGGAUACACCGGUUGCUGAUGAACAAGUGCACCCGCUACGGUCAUGUGCUGCGGCAUUCGAUGCGGGUUCCCAGGGGACAUCACCUGAGUGCUCCCCUCCAGGUGCGCCAUGGCUCCCAGGAGCCUCGAAAGGCUGUGCCUAUGGUGCAAAUAAGCCCCGGUAAAAAACUGGACAUCGAGGUGGACUUUUUUCUGGCCAAGGACAAGCCGCAACAAGUGUCCCUGCCCACAAUGAUAUACUUCUACAGCCCACUGAGCCGACUGACCACCAUGUUGGCCCUCCUGCGGCUGAAGCUCCUUUGGGACUGGGACUUCUCCGAGCAGAAGUUCAUCGAGAAUUCGCGCCAGGCAGCCGCCGUUUUCACGGACUUCGUAAGGCGUCGCCGCAACCGGAAUGUGGAGCGAUGCAGUACGCCCAUGGGCUUCAAGCAGAUCAAGCACGAUCUACUGGACGAUCCGCCCGACUGGAGGCUCAAAAUGAUGCGCUUCGAGAAGGAGCACUUCAGGCGGGCCAUUCCACUCAAGGUGCAGCUGCUGCGGCACUACGACCAUCGGUUCGCCUUCCUGGACGUGGUCUUUGUGGCCCUGCGGAGAUCCAACGACUUCCGGUCGCGGACGGAACUCAGUGAGAUGACGGAGCUGCUGAAGGAGUAUAUAGAUCCCGCUCAGUUAAGGGUGCCACAUCCCCUGAUCUUCGCCGAGGUGUUCAUACGCUUCCGGCGCGACUAUUCCGUGGAAGCCUCCAAAUUGGGCAAUGUGCGGGACAACAAUCGCUGCAUGGGCCAGUGGCUCGUCUCCACGUACAAGGUGGUGCGCUUCGACAUCCUCAACCAGCACCCGCUGUUCGACAUUCCCGAGUUCGAGGAGUGGAUGCCUCCGGUGCUGCCCAGAAUGGGUCGCAGCUUUGGGUAGUUUGCGUCUAGCAGCUGUGUCAUUUUAUUGGGUCAUUUACUUGGAGAGAACUCCUCGUGCUGUAAGAUUCUGGUAUGCUAUUGUAAAAUUAUUGGGUAAGCCCCUCUCCAUUCGGACUAAGAUGUAAUUAACUUACGGGGAAUCUACACACAAUAAAAUCCGUUUAUGUGAUACUCCCAA